GAUUAGUCAAAGCUGCCGAGAAGGUAACACAUUCUUGUGGCUUUGUAGACGAAUCCGUCUGAGACACUACUUGAAACGACAAUUUCCAAGUACUUCCCCAAAAAUGAAUUCGCUUUUGAGUUUGUUGCUGAGCCUAUUGGCCGUGUUUGGUGCUGAGGCCGCUUACAUGACCAGCUUUGAUCAGCAGUUUGAUUUUAUCUGUCCAAGAGGUGAAGCCCUGAGCUACAUCGGCAGUGAAAACAGCAACGUAUUCCAGGAUCGGGUGUGGGAGUUUCGGUGCCGUAAUGCCCAGGUUUCACGCACCUGUUUUAAAAGUGACUACGUGAACGAGUUUGACCAACUUCUGGCCUACAUGUGCCCCGACAGCUACGUUUUGACGGGCGUGGAGAGUUACAACGACAACGCCUUUUCCGACCGCAGGUUCAAAUUCCAGUGCUGCAAGCCCCACAACGCAAGACUCAACAACUGUACCCUCACCGAGGCCUUGAACAAGUACGAUGCGAAUUUCGAAUACACUGUCCCUGCUGGUCGCGUGAUCCGUGGAAUUUUCAGCGCCCACAGUGAUUGGUUUGAAGAUCGUGUAUGGAAACUGUACACCUGUAGGAUAUAGACAGCUCCUGCUGUGGAAGCUGUACAUCUGUAGGAUAUAGACAGCACCUGCUGUGGAAGAUGUAAGCUUGCAAACUGUAGAAUUGAGUUUCUUGUUAGCUGUUGUUAAUACAAAACAUGCUAAUAGAAAAAAUGUGCAGAUAUAAAUGGC
This is a messenger RNA of Physella acuta, 760 nucleotides long. Its product is annotated as dermatopontin-like. The record is from RefSeq and is a predicted model, not a curated record. Gene Ontology annotation, biological process: collagen fibril organization. Lineage: Eukaryota; Metazoa; Mollusca; Gastropoda; Physidae. Gene Ontology annotation, cellular component: extracellular matrix.